UAUAUAUAAGUGUGUGUGUGUUUCACUUUCUUUUGGAUGUUCCCUUAGAAUUAAUGAUUAAAACAUCCCGCGAAAAACUUAGGAAUGGUGGCGGGUGGCGUUCAAAUCACAUUAUUACAAUUUGGUUUUAUUUCCAGACAUCAAUACAAAGAAAUGCCAUAUAUUUUCGUUUGCAUUGGCAACAUAUUUUAUUAAAGCAUUUUGAAGUCUUUUUUUUUUUUUUAGGUAUACAACUUAUUUUAAAUUGGGCACAUUUAUAAUUUUACUCUUUUAUUUAUUUAUAUUUGUUUUGUAUAAUUUAGAUAUGAAUGAAAAAGUGGCAGUUGGCAUUGACCUUGGGACAACCAAUUGUUGUAUAGCUGUUGUACAAAAUGGAAAAGUGGAGGUCAUGGAAAAUGAAUUGAGCAGUAGACUAACACCAAACUAUGUUUCCUUUAAUGAAACUGAACUUCUCUAUGGGGCUAUUGCCCAGAGUCAGGCUAUUAUGAACCUUUGUAAUACAAUCUUUGAUGUGAAACAAAUCAUUGGUCGACAAAUUGAUGAUGAAAUAGUUCAGAAAAAUAAAAUAUUUUGGCCAUUCGAAAUCAAAGAAAUCAAAGGCAAGUUAAAAAUUAAAGCGAAAUACAAAAAGAGCGAGGAACUGUUCUCUCCUGAAGAAAUAAGUGCAAUGGUUCUCACAACAUUAAAGGAAACAGCUGAAGCUCACCUGGGACAGAAAAUAAAAGAUGUCGUCAUCAGUGUCCCUGCUAGUUUCAAUGACCUACAGAGAGAAGCGACUUUAAAUGCUGGGAAAAUUGCAGGUUUGAACGUUUUGAAACUCAUCAAUGAGCCGACAGCAGCGGCGUUAACUUUUGGAUUGACCAAAGAUGUGGGAGAACAAAAAACUAUUUUAAUUUUUGACUUUGGAAGCAGUAAAUUGGACGUAUCGAUAGUGAACAUUGGAGUCAGUUCAAAAAUGGAGGUAGAAGUCAAAGCAACUGCUGGUGAUAAUCUAGGUGGAACAGAUAUAAACAGAUUAAUGGUACUCUAUUUAAUGGAAUUGUUUAACAAAAAACAUCAGAAAGAUAUGAGUUAUAGCAUGAAAUCCAUUAGACGUCUCUUUACAGCUUGGGAAAAAGCGAAGAUCAUACUGUCGAGCAAUAAAGAAACUUCCAUCACUGUUGACUCAUUAUUUGACGGUAUUGAUUUUUGCACUACAAUUACAAGAGCGAAAUUUGAAGAGGUUUGUGAUGAAUAUUUAACCUCCGUACUUCGCCCGGUCCAAAGAGCACUUCAUGAUGCCCUUCUUGAUAAAAGCCAAAUUGAUGAAAUAGUUCUUGUAGGAGGAUCCACUCGUAUACCUAAAGUGCAACAACUGCUGAGUGAUUUUUUCGGAGGUAGACAGUUAAACAAAUCUCUUAAUGCGGAUGAGGCUGUAGCUUAUGGGGCAGCUCUACAAGCUGAAUUGCUAGCACGUAACAAUACAAUGAACUUACUAGUCACUGAUAUAAUUCCCUAUAAUUUAUGUUGCUGUGACGAAAGAGGACUGACUAGUUAUAUCUUUAAAAGGGGUACAACAUACCCCGCAAAAGAUUGUUUCGACAUGUAUACAACAAAAGAGAAUCAGAAGAAAAUUGAAUUUUCACUUUGUCAGCAUGCAGUUUUCAGUGUGGAAGAAAAAAAGUACCAUUUAGGAUUAAUUAAUCUAUGUAUCUCUCCUCCAUACCCCAAAUACAAGAUUAUACUUCCUGUACAUUUUGAAAUAGAUUCCAAUGGAAUUCUCCACGUCUACGCUCUAAAUCCCAAAGCCAGCGAGUAUCAGCAUUGCGUAUUAAGGAAUGAGAGGUUUAUGCUAAGCAAAACAGAUCUUGAUGAAAUGUUGGGUUAGGAAGAAAGAUACAUGUAAGACGAAGAUGAUCAUAGCCUGAUGCUCGAAAUCAUUAGGAAUUGUAUGUGCAUAGUAUAAAGCGAGACCUAACUGCUACUAACAACCAGCAGUUGCCAAAAUAAAAAGCUUUAUCUGAUACUUGCAAUACUGUUAAAAUAUUGAUUGAUACUAACCCCACAGCAGAAACAUGUGAAAUUAACUGAGCAUUAAAUGCACUUAUAGAAACUAAAAACACCAUAUUAAAGAAAUUAAAAUUUUCAGUAAAAAAAACAGCAUAAUUUUAAUACCAAACAUAUAGAUGAAUUGUGCGAAGGGGAGAUACAAAUAUUGAAAUAAACACCUAUAAGAAAGUUGUAUACCCAUUUCCAUUUUCGUUAUCAAAAAACUUAAUGAACUCUGAAUCUAAACCUUGCUGUUAUUCCCAAAUAUGGGAAAGACUUCGGGAGUAAUGCCAGAGAAAGAAGUAUCAGAAGAUGAUGGCCCUAAGGCAGCCUGCAACACAUGACAGAGCCUACGACAUCUUUGAUCCCAAACUGCGUCAGUACCUUUCAUUCCUUUGAAUACACUAGCUGUGUGGAGAGGGGUGAGAGAAACCUAUGUGUUGCCGACAUCGUUCGAGCUAUCAUCUCAGUUCUAUUAAAUGAAAUUUUUUUUAAAAUCACACACACACACACACGCACAAUCUGAAAAUAAUAAGUAGUUAAUUUUGUAAUAAAAAAGGUAAAUAUAUCUUACAAUACUGAGAGUAAUGGAUGUAAAUGUGCAGUUCUUCCUUUAAUAUAUGCUUUUAUUUAAAAGUAUUUUUUCGGUCUUGUUUAUUCUUUAUUAUAAGCUUCUACAAAUUUGCUUUAAUGAUCAAUAGUCCUUGCCAGGGGUAAAGUAAUGUGAAUAUCCAACUAAGACUGUAAACAUUAUAAGGAGUUUGUAUUACAAUGUGUAAAGGAACAAAAUGUGGAUUCAUUUGUUGAACCGUAUGAGAUAUUGGUGGGAAAGUAACAUUUAAGGGUUCAGUGGUUAUUUUCUUGUUUUAUUUUUAUUAUGUAUCACUAUGCUUCUAAUAUAUUUUUAAGGUACUCACUUUUCUAAAUUUUGAAACAUUAUAGAUGUUACACUUUCAAUGUACAAAUCCAUAAUAAUAUUAAAAUAUGUACCAGGUUUAAUGAAAA
This is a messenger RNA of Biomphalaria glabrata, 3033 nucleotides long. Its product is annotated as heat shock 70 kDa protein II-like. The coding region runs from base 305 to 1867 and encodes 520 amino acids. The record is from RefSeq and is a predicted model, not a curated record. Gene Ontology annotation, cellular component: cytoplasm. Gene Ontology annotation, biological process: protein refolding; cellular response to unfolded protein. The transcript has a single exon. Gene Ontology annotation, molecular function: ATP binding; ATP-dependent protein folding chaperone; misfolded protein binding. Lineage: Eukaryota; Metazoa; Mollusca; Gastropoda; Planorbidae.